AUUUUAGGUUAUAAUUUUUGUAGUGGUGGUAGUCAUAUCUCUAAUAUAUUGAAAACAUUUUAAAUUAAAUCGGGAGGUGUAAACUUUUCCACUUCAGUAUUCUUUUAUGGUCAGAGUACCUUUGUUGUAAACAAUGUCUUGGUUAUUUGGAUAUAGUAGUCCACCCAAACCUCCGGCUGAUAUGCCUCCACCUUCAGAAGAUAAUACUCCUCAAAAUCUUACAAAAGCUGAGAAAAAGGCAAUGGAAGCAUACCGGUUUGAUUCAAGUGCAUUAGAAAGAGCCGCGCAAGCCGCUCGAGAACUAGAACGCUCAAGACAUUCAAAGGAUGCAUUAGAGCUUAGUAAACUUCAGGAAUCAACUCGACAGCAGGAACAAUUAGCUAAAAUUAAAGAGUAUGAAGCUGCAAUUGAGCAGGCCAAAGUGGAACAAAAAAGAAUUGACCAUGAAGAAAGACGAAAAACAUUACAGGAAGAAACAAAACAACACCAAGUCCGUGCUCAAUACCAAGACCAGUUGUCUAAGAAGCGUUAUGAGGAACAAUUGGCCCAGCAACAGAGGUCACAAGAGGAGAUUUUAAAAAAACAAGAAGAGAGUGUGGCGAAGCAAGAAGCACUGCGUCGAGCGACGAUAGAGCACGAGAUGGAGUUGCGAGAAAAGAACAAGCUCAAGGCGAUAGAGGCAGAAGCGAGGGCUAGGGCCAAAGCAGACAGGGAGAACCGAGAUAUUACACUCGAGCAGAUCCGUCUCAAAGCUGCCGAAAACAGGACCACCAUAUUGGAGAGCAUACAGACGGCAGGCAGCGUGAUCGGGACGGGCGUGAGUGCGCUGCUAACCGAUUGGCAGCGGACUGCCACCGCCGUGGGUGGUUUAUCUCUUCUCGCCUUAGGAGUGUAUUCGGCGCGAGGAGCCACGUCCGUCGCGGCUCGGUUUAUCGAGUCUCGGAUAGGGAAGCCGACCUUAGUGCGAGAGACGUCGCGUCUGUCCCUCUUGGACGCCGCGAGGCAUCCGAUCCGCACUGCGGCGGCCGCGGUGGCCAAGUUCAGAGCGCCGGCCGACGCUUUGGCCGGAGUGGUCCUGGCCCCGAGUUUGGAGCGGCGGCUGAGAGACGUCGCCAUCGCCGCGAAAAACACUCGCCGUAACCGCGGCCUCUACACCAAUCUGCUAAUGUACGGCCCGCCCGGAACCGGGAAGACGCUGUUCUCGAAGAAACUGGCGAAACAUUCCGGGAUGGAGUACGCCAUCAUGACCGGAGGAGACGUGGCUCCGAUGGGCAAAGACGCCGUGGCGGCCAUUCACAAAGUGUUCGACUGGGCCAACACCAGCCGGAAAGGCGUGCUGCUAUUCAUAGACGAGGCGGACGCGUUCCUACGCAAGCGUUCCACGGAGGCCCUUUCCGAGGAACUGAGGGCCGCUCUGAACGCCUUCCUCUACCGCACUUCGGCACAGAGCGGCAGAGUCAUGCUGGUCCUGGCUUCGAAUACGCCGCAUCACCUGGACUCGGCCGUACACGAUCGGAUCGACGCUCUACUGGAAUUCCCUCUGCCGACAUUGGAAGAGAGACAGCGUCUGCUUCGCUUGUACUUCGAUGCCUAUAUACUGCAACCGGCCGCCGAUAAACAAAGCCGCUUGAGCGUGGAUCGGUUCGAGUACGGCGAGCUGUGUGACGAAGUGGCGUCCCUCACGGGCGGUCUCUCCGGAAGGGCGUUGUCCAAACUGGGCGUAGCCUGGCAGGCUGCCGCUUACGCGUCGGAAGAUGGGCGACUGACGAGGCGCAUGUGCCUCGACAUUUGCCAUGGAGCAGUGCUGCAGUAUCGGCAGAAGAUGGAGUGGUUGUCGGCGGAAGAAAAAUCUCGCAGCAUGCUUCCGUACCUGAGGGAUUUGCCCCCUUUCGACCCCGCGGAGACGGAAGCACCGGAGACCUCCGAAACCCUGAAGGCUAAGGUACCCGAGGCCAAAAAAGUGGACCUCGAAAAGUGACCCCGGCGCACGAGCCGCGACGAAAGGACGUUUGAUUUCACCGUCUCGACCACCAAACACGCUGAACUCACGGACGAACAAAUGUCACGCCUAACGCAGUUGUCGCGUAAUGUCAAACGCCACUUUUAGACUCAAUUUGAAUACGCGAAUCGGAGUCCCGUGUCCGCCUUUUGACGCAUAUUCUAUUUGUUCCCUCGUAAGUGUCUCUAGGCGAAGGCCUAUUCCUCCGGCCUCCCGCAUUUAAUGUACGCAUUAAUCGUGUUCGCUACUUGAAGUCAGACAGACAUCCUUCAAUUCCUCUUUUACACUCCAACGCAUAUUGUUACAAAUUUUCUUAAGUUGUAGUUUUUUUUUAAGUUGUAGUUAGUAGUAAAUGUUACGUAUA
This is a messenger RNA of Pieris napi, 2363 nucleotides long. It is a transcript of the gene bor, whose product is annotated as ATPase family AAA domain-containing protein 3A homolog. The transcript is spliced from 8 exons. Gene Ontology annotation, molecular function: ATP hydrolysis activity; zinc ion binding; ATP binding. Lineage: Eukaryota; Metazoa; Arthropoda; Insecta; Lepidoptera; Pieridae. The record is from RefSeq and is a predicted model, not a curated record. Gene Ontology annotation, biological process: mitochondrion organization. Bases 134 to 1978 code for a protein of 614 amino acids. Gene Ontology annotation, cellular component: mitochondrion.